Erpetoichthys calabaricus (reedfish) is the source of this 2704-nucleotide messenger RNA. RefSeq names its product tripartite motif-containing protein 65-like. Gene Ontology annotation, molecular function: zinc ion binding; protein binding. The record is from RefSeq and is a predicted model, not a curated record. The transcript has 5 exons. NCBI's taxonomy places the organism in Eukaryota, Metazoa, Chordata, Cladistia, Polypteriformes, Polypteridae. Bases 296 to 1708 code for a protein of 470 amino acids.
CAUUUGGACCGUCUUAUGAUGAACUGGUGCAAAGCAAUAGGCUUAUGUAUAACAAAACAGAAAGGGGAUAUUUUACAGUGAAAUAUACGUGAAGGUAUCAGCUAUACAUGGAGACAUGGAGAGACAUGAGUUUACUGCUGAGGCCUGUGUAGGCCCAUCUCUCUGGGACUCCAGCCAACAUGGUGGUACAUUGAUGAUUUAAGUCAGUUGGCAUUCACAGAGCAAAUCCAAAGCAGUUUCACUUUCCAUUCUUCAGCGACUGUCCUCGUGCUAUCAGGCAGGCAUUCCACUCACGAUGGCAGCAGCUAAACCAUCCUUGUUUUUGGAUCGCUACUCCUGCUUGUUGUGUCUGGAUGUCCUGAGUGAGCCGGUCAGCCUCCCAUGUGGACACAACUUCUGUAUGAUUUGCAUAAAUGACCACUGGGAUCAACUGGAUACAGAGGAGGCCUACAGAUGUCCUCAGUGUAGAAUGGAGUUUCCUUCACGGCUAAAACUUCAUAGAAAUGCCUUACUUUCAAACCUCCUAGAAAAAUUAGGAGAAGUGAUGGAUGAAGAUCGUUUGUUUCCAAAUUAUAUAAGCACAGAUUAUGCAACCUGUUUUAUCUUAACUUGUCAAAAACCGAGAGCAAGCAAGAGCUCCCUGAACUUUGAGGCCUUGUCCUGCAGGGUUGCGAUCCAAACGCACAAGACGUCUAAAGAUCUGAAGGAAAAUAAAUGGGAAGAAGGGAUUGGAGACCUCAGAGAGAAACUCUGCUGGAAACACCAGAAAGACCUGGAAAUGAUAUGUAGGACUGACAAGACCUGCGUCUGCUUACUGUGUGCUGCUAACGAACAUAAGAGCCAUGACACGGCAACACCUGAGGAGGAGACAGCUGCGAGACAGACACAGAACACGAAAUCAAAGAAGAAGAGGAGAAAGCAAAAUAGGUGGGGAUGGAGAAGAGCCACGACAAUGGAAGAGACUGCAGAGAGAAGUCAGGCUGAGUCCUCUCUCCUGUCCACACAUGACAGAAGGGCGGUAAGGGGUCCACGUUCUCCACAUCAUUCUUCGGAGGGAGCCUCCAAAGACGGAGACGGAGACAAACCCAACAUUAGUAUUCAAGAGGCCAUCAUUCCACCUGUCAUCCAGUGGAAUCUGAAAAUUAGAAAUGGGUUUAUAAAAUACUCCCGCCUGCUCACCAUGGACCCUAACACGGCACACAGACGACUUUCCCUGUCUGAUGGAAACACCAAAGUGACAUAUGAGGAGACUGAGAACCCGCAUCCUGAUCAUCUCGACAGGUUUGACUUCUGGGAACAAGUUCUGUGCCAAGAGGCUCUGAGCGAUACCUGCUGUUACUGGGAGGUCGAGUGGAGUGGAGACUGGAUUGAAAUUGGGGUGGCAUAUAAAGAAAUAGCAAGGAAAGGAGAGAGUCAAGAGUGUCUCCUCGGGAGCAACGAGAAGUCCUGGAGUAUGUCCUGCUCUGAUUCUGUCAAUUCCGCAUGUCACAAUAAAAUGAAAACUGAAAUCCGUGACCCUUGCAGUCACCGAAUCGGCGUGUAUCUGGACUAUCCUGCUGGCUCGCUGUCAUUUUAUAGCAUCUCAGACAGAAUGGUCCUCCUGCACAAGUUCAACACCUUCUUUACAGAGCCGCUCUAUCCGGGGUUUUAUAUCGGUGCAAACUCAAGUGUAACAAUCUGCCUGGCUGACCGCACCAUCACCCCAUAACGUGGGAUGUCUUCUGAGUCUUCUUCGUGAAGUUUGAGAUGCCAGGAGGGCAGGAAGGGUAGAGUGAGGUUCACAUCCAGAGAUAAGAAUUGAAAGUGAGUGCAGAUUGCGGCUUUAUCAGUAAUUUGUUCAUCCUGCUUUUUCCUGGUAUGAGCUGGCUUUCUUAUGCAGUAUAUUCUGUUCAUGCUUCCUGUGGCUUUUUUCUUUGGUAUAUUUUGUAUUCAUUGCAGCGUUUGUAUGCAAGACAAUCCAUUUCUAUCAUUAAUUCUUAGUUUUGGCAUUCAUUUCAAGUGAAGAAAUUCACGUUUCAUUUCCCCAUGGCACCAUUUUUUGUUUUUGCAAUGGUAGGAAGGUCUCGUUGUUGAAAAUUGCAGAGUCAAUCUAAACUUUCAACUGUAAGAGACAAUCUUAGAAAGUUAUAGUUCAUGCAAAAGUUGCAUAAGUGUCUGCUAAUUUCAAUAGGAUAUCAGUUUCUCAUAGUUACUUAAAUGAUGGUAUCAUUUUUAGUGUUAAUUAAGCCAGUUAGGAAAUUGUUUCUCUGCUAGAACUGUGGACUGUUAGAUUAACUUACAAACAGAACUUUGGCUGGAAGUUUUCUGAUCGUCUCCUGAUCCUUCUGCAACCUUUAAAGAACAUAGGAACAUGUGAAAGUGUGGCUAUAGAGAGAGAUGAAGCAAGAUAAGUAGUGUAAGUCUUAAACAGAACUUUCAUUUGCUUUUCUUUGUAAUAUCAUUUUUUUUCCUCUAUUUUCAUGUGAACUCUUUCCUUUGAAUUUUAAUAAAGCCUUUAAAAUGAAGAUAUUUGGAUUGUGGAAUCACUUGACCGUGCCUCACACUAUUGCCUGAAUUGUUCUAUGAAGUAAGCUAAAGCUGCAGAACCUUAUACAUUUUGGACAAACGCAGCUACGGUUAUGUUUGUAAUGCACAGUUCGGAUGGAGGGGGUGAAGGCCUCCAAAACGUCUAGAAAUGAGGCCUUCCCAAGGCAGUCUGACCCCA